Molecule: messenger RNA, 1720 nt
Organism: Thamnophis sirtalis
Lineage: Eukaryota; Metazoa; Chordata; Lepidosauria; Squamata; Natricidae
Source: RefSeq, a predicted model, not a curated record
CCUCCAGCGUCCUGUCCACCACGUGGUGCCUCCUAGUGCUGUCACGGAGGACUACCUGCGAAGUUUCCGGCCCUACCACACAGCCGAGGAGCUCCGCAUGUCCUCCUUGCCUCCCCUCACUUUGGACCCGGCCACUGCUGCGGCUUAUUACCACCCCAGCUAUUUGGCUCACCACCCUUUCCCUCAUCCGGCUUUCAGAAUGGAUGAUUCCUACUGUCUUUCGGCUCUUCGCUCUCCUUUCUACCCAAUCCCAACUCCUGGUUCGCUCCCACACCUCCACCCAUCGGCCAUGCACCUCCACUUAUCGGGGAUGAGGUACCCCACCGAGUUGUCCCAUUCCUCGCUUUCUGCACUUCAGUCGGAACGCCUCUCCAGCCUGACCGCGGAAAGGUUGCAGUUGGACGAGGAGCUGCGGCAACGGGAGCGGGAGAAGGAGCGGGAGCGGGAAGCCGAUCGGGAGCGGGAACGGGAGCGGGAAAGGGAGCGGGAGAAGGAGCUGGAACGAGAACGGGAGCGAGAGCGGGAACGGGAGCUGGAAAGGCAGCGCGAGAGAGCCCGGGAAAAGGAGCAGAGCAUCAUCAAAGCCAUGGAAGGCCCCUUCCUGUCGGUCUCAGAGUUGCAAGGGCCAAGGACUCAUCCAGCCGAAGAACGUGUCAAACCAUCGGAACAGCUAACGCCAAACCGAGCAGAAAAACCAAAGGACCCUUCUGCUGCCCAGACCCCGAAGGCGGUCCAGCCCCCCUUGCACCAGCCAUCUGCCUCGCAGCACCCGGUGCCUAGCUUGAUUUCCAGCCACAGUAUCUUCCCCCCGCCCGCUGGCAGCACAGCCGCCGCGCUCCUCAUCCAACGCACCAACGAGGAGGAGAAAUGGCUGGCACGCCAACGGCGGCUACGGCAAGAGAAGGAAGACCGCCAGUCCCAGGUGUCUGAGUUUCGGCAGCAGGUCCUGGAACAGCAUUUGGACAUCGGGCGCCCAGCCGGACAGAUGGAAGUGGAGCAUCGGCCAGAGAACUCCAGACUGGGUCCAGGCCGCCCCGAACUGGGGGUCCGAGAGCAACCCCAGCAUUUCGGAGGGCCCCCUCCGCUCAUAUCCCCUAAGCCUCAGCCCCAUCCGGUGCCCACGUCUCUCUGGAACCCGGUCUCCUUGAUCGACGGCCCCACGGACGCUCGGAGGCUACAGGAGAGCCACCCGCUCCCCAGCCACGCCAGCCCCUACGAGUCCAGCCGGCAGGCCAUCCCUUUGGUCAAAGUGGAGCGAGUCUUCUGUCCCGAGAAAGUGGAGGACGGUGCCCGGAAAAAGGAACCUUUGGACAAAUACCAGCCGGGCCGGGAGACGGGUGGAUCCGAGCCGGGUGGGUUUCCUCACGGACCCUCCUUACUAAGCGAAUGGGAGAAGCCCCUGCAGCAGAGAACCCCCCACCCACAAAGCCUCCCCUUUGUCGAGGCGUUGAAGAACCCGACCGGCUCCUUGUACAGGCAUCUCCUACCCAGAGGCCACGAUCCCAUGUAUGUUUACGACGAAUUCUUACUCCAGCAACGCAAGUUGGUCAGCAAGCUGGACCUAGAGGAGAGGAAGAGGAGGGAAGCGCAGGAGAAAGGAUAUUAUUACGAUCUGGAUGAUUCCUACGACGAGAGCGAUGAAGAGGAAGUACGGGCUCACCUACGCUGUGUGGCCGAGCAGCCCCCUUUGAAGUUGGACACUUCCUCUGAGGUUGAUUAA